AUGGUACUCGAGGCAUUGACAGAUGGGUUGCAGAGGUUCUUCUCCUUUGGUGUGUUGGAUCACCGUUUGGAACCUUCAUCAAGAGAUAGAAGACGCCAGAUGCUACUUUCCAAGAUCUAUGCGACUCCUCGAGGUAGGGUUAGUUCCAAAGUGUCUAAGCAAGGUCCUUUUGGCGAUUUAGCGAUACAAUCACCUCUGUGGAAGACAUGGGAGUUUAAGUUUUACUAUUUAGCGUUUGUCAUAGUGGUGCCGCUAACAAUUAAGAGUGUUAUGGAUGCAAGUAGUGAGGAAAAUCCCAAUUACUCACUUUAUGAACCGCUAUUGAGCCGGGGAUGGAUAUUCGGUCGCAAGGUUGAUAAUAGUGAUUUGCAAUACAGUUUCUUCAGAGAUAACCUACCGCUUUUGUUGGGGGUAAUGGUUUUGCAUACAAGCAUUAAAAGAAUUACUUUAAAGUUAACCAAAAUAUCCAAAGUAUAUUUUGAUUUUAUCUUCGGAAUUGCGUUUGUGGUAGCAGCUUUUGGUGUCAAUUGUUUCAAAUAUUUUGCAGAGAUUUUGAUUACAUUUAGCAUCGGUAGUGCAUUUAAAUUUAACCCUCGUUUGGCAAUUUUACUUUCAUGGACAUUUGGUAUUUCACUUUUAUUCUUUAACCAAAAAUACAGUAGAUAUUCCUAUGGUAGUAUUUCAUCAAUACUAUCAUGCUUAGAUGGUCAAUUCCAAGGUUUAAUACCACGAUGGGAUGUUUUCUUUAACUUUACUUUAUUAAAGAUACUGAGCUACAACAUGGAUUUCCUCGAAAAAUGGCAGGAGAAACAAUCUGCAGAUAUUAAUAACUCUUCUAUUGCCCUUAAAUCAUUGGGAAAAGUCAGUCCUCCUGGAAGUCGAAGCGAGUCUCCUAUGUCCAAUGCAAGCGGUUCAGCUACAGGUUCUAGUCUCGAACUUCAUAAAACAAGAUCCAAUCAACAUCCUUUGGAAGAAAAAGAGAGAUUGGUUGCACCUCAUCCUCUGCAUGAUUACAAUUUAUUGCAUUACAUUGCAUAUGUGACUUAUACUCCUCUUUUCAUUGCAGGUCCUACCAUUACUUUUAAUGAUUAUUUAUACCAAACUAGAGUCACACUGCCCUCAAUUUCACUUAGAAACACAACAGUCUAUGCCAUUAGAUUUGCAUUUUGUUUCUUAACGAUGGAAGUUAUCGUCCAUUUUGCAUAUGUGGUAGCUAUUACCCAAAGAAAGGCAUGGUAUGGUGAUUCGCCAUUUCAAAUUUUCAUGAUUGGAUUAUUUGGUUUAACAGUCGUUUGGUUAAAACUAUUGAUCCCCUGGAGAUUGUUUAGGUUAUGGGCACUUAUGGAUUGUACCGAUACUCCCGAAAACAUGAUUCGUUGCGUCUAUAACAAUUACAGCUGUCUAGCAUUUUGGAGAGCUUGGCAUAGGAGUUUUAACAAGUGGGUGGUUCGUUAUAUUUAUAUUCCACUUGGCGGUUCUCAAAACAGAAUUCUAACUUCAUUGGCGGUAUUUUCAUUUGUGGCUAUUUGGCACGAUAUUAAAUUGAGAUUAUUGCUAUGGGGGUGGCUAAUCGUUUUAUUAUUAUUACCAGAAAUGUUUGCCACUAAAUACAUGAAUCGUUAUUCUGAUAGAUCUUGGUACAGACAUCUUUGUGCCGCUGGCGGUGUGGUUAACAUUUGGGUGAUGGUAAUUGCCAAUUUGUUUGGAUUUUGUAUGGGAACUGAGGGAACCAAAGAUUUUUUAAAAGAAAUUUUUGGAACCGUUGCUGGUCUUAGAUUUUUCCUCUUGGCUAGUGGUUUUCUAUUCAUCAUGGUUCAAAUUAUGUUUGAACAACGUGAACACGAAAAGAGAAAGGGUAUUAACAUAAGAUGUUAA
Molecule: messenger RNA, 1875 nt
Organism: Zygosaccharomyces rouxii
Lineage: Eukaryota; Fungi; Ascomycota; Saccharomycetes; Saccharomycetales; Saccharomycetaceae
Gene: GUP1
Product: O-acyltransferase
Exons: 1
Coding region: 1-1875 (624 amino acids)
Biological process (GO): GPI anchor biosynthetic process
Cellular component (GO): endoplasmic reticulum
Source: RefSeq, a predicted model, not a curated record